UGCCACGAUGGCCACAUGUGCUAUUAUAGAAAAUGUGUCACUCUUCAGUGCACCAAGGACGGCCAGAUGAUAGUGGUGGUGGCCAGAGAAGUCACCCUGCCAAAUAUCGACCUAGAGUCCAUCUCAUUCAAUGAAAACGGGCUAGGAUGCGGCACAGUUGACACCACUUCAGCUUUUGCCAUCUACCAGUUCCCCAUCACUGCCUGUGGCACUGUCGUGACGGAGGCUCAAGAUGUGGUAAUAUAUAAGAACCGGAUGUCGGCCUCCUUUGAAGUUGCUGUUGGACUGCGGGGAGCGAUUACCAGGGACAGCCAAUACCAGGUGCUUUUGCAGUGUAAAUAUGCGGGCUUGUCCACUGAAGCGCUGGUCGUUGAGGUGGACCAGCUUCCUCAACCGAAUCCAGCUGCAGCUCCUGGGCCCUUAAAUGUGGAGCUCCGGCUGGGCAGUGGAGUGUGCACAACCAAGGGUUGUGUUGAAGAGGACGUGGCCUACAAUUCUUUCUAUGAGGACAGUGACUACCCGCUGGUAAAAGUGCUCAGAGAGCCGGUGUAUGUUGAGGUCAGAAUGCUGGCAAGGACUGACCCCAACCUGAUGUUGACUCUUGGGCGAUGCUGGGCCACUGCUGCCCCCCAGCCUCAUAGCGUGCCUCAGUGGGACUUGCUGAUUGAUGGAUGCCCUUACGUGAAUGACAAUUACCAGACCACUCAGGUUCCAGUUGGCCCCUCUUCAGGCCUCAUGUACCCCACCCACCAUAGGAGAUUUAUCUUCAAGAUGUUCCAUUUCUUGUCCACUGUGGUAAAUUAUUCCGGCAAGGGCGGAGUCAAAGAUCCUGAAGUUACAAAUCCUCUCAAGCGAAAGGUGUACAUCCACUGCUACGCAUCUGUGUGUCAGCCGUCAGCCGAAAACACCUGUCAUCCCAGGUGCUUCCGGACGCUCAGGGACCUCGGCAGCGCCACUUUCCAAAAGACCAAUGAGCAGGACAGCGCUUUGGUUACCAGUUUGGAGAUUCAGUAUAUUGAGAGGAACUGA
Nerophis lumbriciformis (worm pipefish) is the source of this 1029-nucleotide messenger RNA. RefSeq names its product zona pellucida sperm-binding protein 4-like. Gene Ontology annotation, cellular component: egg coat. Gene Ontology annotation, biological process: prevention of polyspermy; binding of sperm to zona pellucida. The record is from RefSeq and is a predicted model, not a curated record. Gene Ontology annotation, molecular function: structural constituent of egg coat; acrosin binding. Lineage: Eukaryota; Metazoa; Chordata; Actinopteri; Syngnathiformes; Syngnathidae.